AUGGAGGCUUCCUCUGUUCCCCCAACAAAACGCUCGGCCUUCCAGGGCCCGUGCUACUUGAAGAUGAUCGUGAAUAACGUGGCAGCAGGCGCGAUCAUUGGGAAGAACGGGGUCGCCAUUGCGGCCAUGGAGCAACAGACAGGCUGCGCCCUGAAGCUCUCUCCCCUCAACGCCUUUUAUCCUGGAACCCAGGACCGGGUCCUCGUUAUGAGUGGCGAGCAGGAACAGGUGAACAACGCACUCGUUCUGAUCCUCGGCAAAAUCAAGGAAACUGUGACAUCCCAGUUUGGCGCCGGGACACAGACUGGCACGCAGCCCGGCAGCAACGGCGCAGGCAACGGAUCAGCGGAGUGCGUCGGCAGAGACCCCUUCGGAAGCAACGACGCGUCCCAGCACAAGAUUACCUGCAGACUUGCGGUUCCCCGGUCUGCUGUGUCGACAAUCAUUGGCAAGGGAGGCCAGCAGAUUCGUGAGCUCCAGGACACAACCGGAGCUCGCGUGCAGGUGUCGUGUCGAGAGGAAGGUUUGGCUGAACGAAUGAUCACCAUCACGGGCUUGCUGGAGCAAGUCCGUGCCGCUGCUCUGGGUAUCGCGUCCUGCAUCCAGUCGGACCCGUACCUGCGAGACCACAUGCAUGUGGUCUACAAACCAGGCGCUCCGGGAGGCCCCGGGAACCCGGGCGUGCCCGGCGGCCUCGGGGCGCCCCUCGGAGGCGCAGGGUACUGCGUCGUUCCUAACGUGUACGGGAACGCCCCAUAUGGAGGGGGGGGCCAUCUGUACGGUCACGGUGCGGCUGGUCACGCCGCCGCCACGGACGCGCUGAGUCUGCAGUGCGAGAUUUCCCUUCAGGUUCCCGACCAGUCGAUCGGCGCCGUGAUUGGUCGCAACGGGGCGUGUGUGACGGAAGUUAUCAACGCGACUGGAGCCCGCAUUCAAAUCAGCCAAAAGGGGGACUUGGUUCCCGGUACAAAUGACCGGAAAAUCGUCCUUUCCGGCACUGUGGGCGCCGUACACAGCGCGCAUCUUUUGUUGCUCCAAAGAAUUCACGCCGUUCAAGACGGAGUUGGAGGCAAGCAUCCGGGCACCGGAGGUCCACUGUCUGUACAGGGCGGUGCAAGUGCUGCACCCGGCGCGAACGGCAUGGGAGGAGCGGGCGGUCACGCAUUGGAUUUGCACAAUGCGGUGCAGCCACAGCAGCCGCAUGGGCUGCAAGGAAACCUCCACUACAUUCACUCGGGAGGCUACGGGUAUUAA
This is a messenger RNA of Neospora caninum, 1254 nucleotides long. RefSeq names its product HnRNP-E2 protein, related. Bases 1 to 1254 code for a protein of 417 amino acids. NCBI's taxonomy places the organism in Eukaryota, Apicomplexa, Conoidasida, Eucoccidiorida, Sarcocystidae. Gene Ontology annotation, biological process: regulation of gene expression. Gene Ontology annotation, molecular function: mRNA binding. Gene Ontology annotation, cellular component: nucleus; cytoplasm. The record is from RefSeq and is a predicted model, not a curated record. The transcript has a single exon.